UUUGUUUUAGGGGAAAGUCACAUGAUACUCAACAGCCAAUGGGGCCCUUCUUCAUCUGCAUCCAUAAUUCAAGAAUUAUUGCAUUAUUACACACUAUAGACAACAAGUGGAGUGUCCGACCAUCGUUGAAUUUUCAUUUUUUCCCCUCUUUAAGAAAGUACAACCCCCCAUUUUGCAUGAAAGUCUAGGUAAAAAUCCCAAUAUUCUAAAGAAAUAGUCGCCUUUGGAAUUUAUUUCCAUUGUUGAAUCAAACUGCUAAAUCUAAACCUCCUCCCUCUCUCUCUCCAACCUUUCUUCAUCUAUCCACCAUCUUGAUCAAAGUUUUUCCCAAUAUGAUAAUCUUGUCGGUUUGAGUUUCAUUCCUCAAUUCUCUUGUCAGAGAAAGCAUCGACGGGGUCGGUCCGAUCGAGAACGAUGAGAGCUGAGGGACGACGAUCAUCAGUUGGUGCAAGUGUUGCAAACUAAAGAAGAUCGAAUCCAAUUGAGCCUGAUUAUAUUUCCGAAGGAUUGAAAUUGUGAGCAAUGUGUCCACUCUAAUUAAUUAAAUAUCUUGGAAGAUGAGUAUUAGCGGAGAAGACAACAUGGCCUCAUCAGAUUCAUCUGAGAACCUCUCCUCGAUCGACUUGAACGAGGAGGCGGGGAGCAAUGUAGUUGGCGAUCCCAUGAUUGAAAUGUCCGGCAUAAGCAUUCAAGAAGCGAGAGACGAGAGAUCCGGAGACGACAGCUCCAAAUCCGAAGAUGGCCAUGCCAAGGACAAGAAGAAUUCAGUUCGCCAAUACGUUCGAUCCAAAAUGCCCAGGCUUAGAUGGACUCCUGACCUUCAUCUCUCCUUUGUUCAUGCCAUUGAAAGACUAGGUGGCCAAGAAAGAGCCACUCCGAAAGCAGUGCUUCAAUUGAUGAAUGUGAGAGGGCUGAGCAUCUCCCAUGUCAAGAGUCACCUGCAGGUGCACAAGAUGUAUAGAAGUAAGAAGCUUGACGAAUCUGGACGAGUAAUAGGUCAAGCAAAUAGGAUUUACAUUCAAGGGAGAGGCUACUUGUCUAGCUCAUCAUCAGCUUAUAAUGAGAAAUGCAGCCCAUUUCACGAGUUGAGAAUGGAGAAUGGUGGCAUUGUCUUUGCAAGGAAUCAUCUCGAUUGCUCCACGCCAUUUCCACAAAAUUUAAAAUCCCAUCACAGUCUAUCUUCUUCCAGGUACCAUCCAUGGUCCUCUUACCGUCACGAACCAAAAAUUAGGGUUGAACCGGGACUAAUUUCAGAGGUUGGAACCCUAGAGAAACGGUCUAUCUCUAGUAAGUAUAUCCAUGCAUUGCACGAGAGCUACGGCCCACUUAGGCCGAGCCAGCUCCUCCAAGGAAGAAGAUGGCCUCACAUCCAAAAUCAAUCCAAAGAGAAAGAAAUCUCCAAAUCCAACAAUAUUUGGUCGUCGUCACAGAGUUUAAGACCACAAUCUCGUUGGAUUAAUAAUAAUUCUAUCCACAAAUCCAGCUUCAAUCUCGACAGGCUUCAGCUGAUGAAUGAGGAAAGGAAAAUGGAGCGCAAAGAGUGGUUUCCAGCCGAUUUGAAACUGGGAUUGAGCCUGAGUUUAAGCAGCAACAAUGAUCAGAAAGGUUGCAGCAAAGACGGGGGCGAUCACUCGGAUAUUAACACGAAGCUUUCGCUUGCUCUAACCCCUCAUUCAUCGACUGCAAACUAGCUAAACAAUCAAAUUAAGUUCAUAUAUAGCUGAUGAAUAAUAUGUAUACACUUAAAAUACGAGAAAAAGUGGCUAAGUACUUGAGAUCUGACCGUGUAUGCUCGAGUUGAGAGCAUGGGAGUGAGAUCUUAUAAGUACUUAGUCUUUUACAAGGAUACCUAGCUAGCUACAACACAUAAUUAAGCAGCUGCUUUUGUGCUAUUACUUUGUUUCUGUGUUUUCUGUUUCUGUUAAUUAGCUAGCUGCAUUUUUGCAUAUGAUGAAAUACUACCAUUGUAUAAGUAUUUGUAUUUUUCUGACUCGGAUCGUUUCAA
Messenger RNA from Salvia miltiorrhiza (redroot sage), 2005 nucleotides. Its product is annotated as two-component response regulator ARR10-like. Gene Ontology annotation, molecular function: DNA binding; DNA-binding transcription factor activity. The transcript has 7 exons. Lineage: Eukaryota; Viridiplantae; Streptophyta; Magnoliopsida; Lamiales; Lamiaceae. The coding region runs from base 558 to 1691 and encodes 377 amino acids. The record is from RefSeq and is a predicted model, not a curated record.